Oncorhynchus masou masou (cherry salmon) is the source of this 5212-nucleotide messenger RNA. Its product is annotated as transforming growth factor beta activator LRRC33-like. Gene Ontology annotation, molecular function: protein binding. Bases 1348 to 3525 code for a protein of 725 amino acids. Lineage: Eukaryota; Metazoa; Chordata; Actinopteri; Salmoniformes; Salmonidae. The transcript is spliced from 4 exons. The record is from RefSeq and is a predicted model, not a curated record.
CCUGUAUUUUAUUUGACUUCCUUAAUCAAAAGGCACUCGCACAUCUGAGCUAUCUUUGUUGCAGGUGCAUGGUAACAGUUGAAGAAGAAACCCUCACCUUGAUAGUAUCGCUGCUCUUUGUUAAAGCUUUACGUGUCGGCUUCGAGGGUUCCUAAAUUGAAAGCCACCUUUCAAUGUCUAUAUUAUCACACUGCAGUCUCCCUUAUUCUACAAUCAAAUCCUUUGUUUUUGUCUGCCUUUCUCAUAAAGUACAGUUGGUGUUUGUGGGCUGAAUGAAGUGCAGGAUAGUGUCAGUCUGUAGGCAUUCUCAGAUGCCCGAGGUUCGCUUAAAGCAGGUUUCUGAUUUAUAGUUUGAUUAUAAUGUACCAGUUUGUUAACCAGUUUCCUGUGUGUGUGUGUUAGAACCACAUGAAAGCUUAGAAUGUCAGUGGUGUUCUACCUCAGUGCUGCUCGUGCACACUCUUGAGGAGGGAGCAUGAGGGAUGUCUCUUUGUACUGUUUUUAAAACACAAGGAAUGAUACAGUUACUAAAUGGAAUAUUCAACGAGGGGAUCCAGAUCUAAUUUGUGAAGCAAGGUUAAACCUCUGACCACUGAAUGCUGCUUAAAUUAAACUGACCAUGAAUCUGGCUUCGGUUGCCAAUCCCAUAGUAAAGUCAGAGUUGAGGGAGAGAGGAGAGGCCUCGGAGCGUCCUUCUUGUUUUCAUGCUACAACAGAUCAUCCAUGCAAUGACAGCUCCAUCACUUCCUGAUUCUAAUUCCCUAUUCUAUUUCCAGAACUAUAGGAGAAUACACAACACUACGCUGUGGGUAGGCCACAGAAUUUAAAAAUAAUUACCUUUCUGUGUUUGUGUGUCUGAAAAAGAAAGAAGCUGUUUUUCUCUUCCAAAAGUUCAUCAUAAAUGAGAGGGCUGGUUGAAUAUGUCUAAUAGUGUUAGUGUAGCUGACUAUUCAUUGUCAAGAAAAGCUGAUUUUUCUCUUCACUGUUGCACAAGUGUCAGCUAGGCAGGAAGGGUGUGAGUGUGGAGUGGUUUCCUCUGUACUAUCUGUUGAUCAGAAACAGAAGUAGGCGAGAGAGGGGUGUGAAAGGCGUUUUCUCACUAGGUUUUUGUGGUAGACAAGAGAAGCCUACACCAAUCGUGAUGUGAAUGACAAAUGCCAAUGUACCAGGCAUUUUCGUGAGAGGGUGAACUGUUUCACAUUGCUAUUUUGAAGAGAAAAAAAAACUUCAAAAAAAGAGAACACACGCCACUCGACCGGCCAGCGCUGCAUCGCACACAACCGGAGAUAUGGUCAACAGCUCGACCGACAGUGGCUUGCAGGACCCACAUCUAACCACCAGCCCAGGAUGUUUAGAUGUUCAUCCACGGCCUCCUCCCCAACCCUGCUCUGUCUAACCCUCUGGUCCCUGUGUAGCCUCCUGAUGUCUGCCUUCUGCCACUCUCACCACAGCCCCUGCAGACUGACCCAAAAGACUGCUCUCUGUAGCAACAGUGAGCUCUCAUCUGUACCCGGGGGCCUACCUGACAGCAUAGAGGACCUCCACCUGAACCACAACCACAUUCAGAUGCUACAAGAUGACUCCCUCUCCCGCUACGUCUCCCUUCGUACCCUAAGCUGUGCAGACAACCUCUUGGAGACGGUGGGGUCCAAGCUCUUUCACAACUCACCUCAUCUAGAGAGCCUCAAUCUAGCGGCCAAUAACCUUCACGUUGGAUACCAGCAAACUAGCCUGGCGCUGCUCACCUUGUCAAGACUCAGAGUUCUGGAUCUGUCAAAAAAUCAGCUCACAGAGGACAUGGUCUCCGUCCUCCUCCAGAACAUGAUGUCCCUGGAGUACCUCAACCUUUCCAGGAACCUCCUGCUGAGGCUGGACGAAAGCUCCUUCAGCGACCUCCACCAGCUCAGAGAGCUGGACCUGCAGAGGAACAUGCUGUUUGAGAUUGACGGGUCCUUCGAUCACCUGCACAAGCUCCAGAGUCUCAACCUGGCCUUCAACUACCUGCCCUGCCUGGUGCACUUCCACAUGACCCAGCUGGUGGUCCUCAACGCCAGUCACAAUGCCAUUGAGUGGUUCAUAGCCAACCAGGAUCUCCAGGAAGUCUUCCAGCUGGAGACCCUGGAUCUCACAGAUAACAACCUCCUCUUCUUUCCCUUUCUGCCCACCCACAGCUGCCUGAGGAAUCUCCAUCUGUCCCAGAACAGGGUGAGCUUCUACGAACACCUGGCGGACACAACUGCCUACCCCAACUGGAAGACCAGUGUCCAGUUCUACAACCUGAGGGGCAACAUGAGCAACGUCACGGCCAAGUUGUGGGACGAGAGCCUGCACGGGGACAUCUCCUCUCUAGACCUGCUGGAUCUGAGUGGGAAUCGGGUGCACUACUUCCCCCAAGGAUUCAUCAGCAAAAUGCCAAGCCUGACCAGACUCAGGAUGUGGACAAACUGUCUUGAGGUCUUGAAUCUAACUCUGGAAAAGCUGCCGGGGACGUUGUACGAGUUGGACGUGAGCAACAAUAGGUUGACAGAGCUCCAUGCCGACCAAGUUAGUUUGAGGAAGCUAGGCAACCUAAGCUUCCUGAACCUGAGCCAGAAUGACCUGCAGACUCUACCUGCUCAGCUGUUGUCCUCUCUCACCAGCAUCAGCUCUGUGGAUAUUAGCUACAACAGAGUUGGCGUGUGCUCCCUUGAGGCAGGGGGUGGGGGCAUGGGUGGGGGUAACCAAUCAGACUGUGUUGUUUGGAGAAAUAUCAUUUCUCUGAGAUAUCUCUACCUAUCGGGGUGCGACCUGGGGAGGCUGCCAUCAUCAGCGUUCGUAGGGACGCCCCUAACACACCUGGAGCUGUCUAACAACCCAGAACUCAUCAUCGGGCCCAGAUCGAUCGCAGGCCUCAGCAAAACUUUACACCAUCUAGGAUUGGGAAACACAGGCUUGAGACACUUUGACUUCUCUCCUUUCCACCACUUGAAGUCUUUGAACAUUUCCAGAAACUCUCUUACUCAGCUCCCUGCUUCACUGCAACGCCUGGAGCUGAAGUUGCUGGACCUGAGGGACAACAAACUGACCACCGUCCCCUCAGCUCAGGCUAACGCGUUAGCCACGAAACUCCACACUGUUUUUCUCAACGGAAACACUUUCAACUGCUGCCAGUUGGACUGGUACAGGACGUUCGAGAGGGCAAAAACUGUCACUAUCAUGGACCUCUCAGAUAUUUCAUGUCAGGAUCUGACCAAAAGAACACACAGAGUGGUGCGUGUAGACUCCGUAAUAUGUGGCGGUAGUGAGGGGGAGUCUGUGUACUGGUACAUCCUGCUGUUUAUCGUACCUGUUCUCUGUCUGGUUGGAAUGUCUGCUAUCUUCCUGCUCACCUUUAGGCCCAGACUGCUUCCCACAGCAGUUAAACAAAAAUGCUGGAGUCACCUUCCCUGUGUUGUUGAAGAAAAGUCCCAAAAAGAAGACACUGGUCGUGUCCAAAUACCCAUACUAGAAGUAGAAGUAGAAGGCAUUUUAGGUAUGCGAAAAUAGAACGUUUUAUAGUAAGUGCAAUUACAAAAAAACUAGUAUGCUUCAAAUGCCACGUUACCUUUGAGAAAGAUAAUCCUCUUUCCAGGCUCAUGUGUGUUUGGCAAAAGAGAAGAUCAUUAUUUGAUUUAACUAGGCAAGUCAGUUAAGAACAAAUUCUUACUUACAAUGACGGCCUCCCCUGGCCAAUUGUGCACCGUCCUAUGAGACUCCCAAUCACAGCCAGAUGUGAUGCAGCCUGGAUUCGAACCAGGUACUUUAGUGACGCCUCUUGCAGUGAGAUGCAGUGCCUUAGACCACUGCGCCACUCAGGAACCCAAGGGGACAUGCUGUACCAAAAUCAAAUCGAUUUAUAUAGCCCUUCGUACAUCAGCUGAUAUCUCAAAGUGCUGUACAGAAACUCAGCCUAACACCCCAAACAGCAAGUAAUGCAGGUGUAGAAGCAGGUGUAGCCCAAAUUGAAGCCUUAGAAUGAAUGAAUGGCGGGAAUCAACGCAAUUGCACAUUAGAUUAAUCAUUCUCAGGAUGGAUGAGCCUAGUAUGUUGCUUACUGCAUUCGUUUGUACAAAACAGUAGGUAUGUAGUACGAUUCGUACACAGAAUGUAGUUUUAGUAAGUAGUAGGUAAGACAGAUUUCAGACACAGACAUUGUCACAAAUUACAAUUAUGUAAAAGUGUGAUGUUUUGCACGUACAGUAUCAAUACAAUUUGAGGACCGAAACAAAUGUUUCCUUACAAAGCAAUUGAGUUUAGGUAAUUCAUAAACAAUGUCAUAUUACAUGUGGCAACACUUAAAACUAACAUAUCCUGCUCAACCAGAUAAAGAACUGUGUGUUACAAUGUUCAGCAGCAAGUCAACCUUUUUGCAUUGUUAUAAUCUGUAUGUGCUACGUGUGGUUGGUUCACACGAUCACUGCCUCUGGGGGCCUGAAUGUGAGAAUAUGGCUAUACUCACCAUGUCUUUGUGUGCUAUGUGUGUGUGUGUGUGUGUGUGUGUGUGUGUGUGUGUGUGUGUGUGUGUGUGUGUGUGUGUGUGUGUGUGUGUGUGUGUGUGUGUGUGUGUGUGUGUGUGUGUGUGUGUGUGUGUGUGUGUGUGUGUGAGCAGAAGUUUUGUGAUGCAAACUGUUGCUAAAAGAAGUGGAGGAAACAUGACAUUUCCUGUUUUGCUGAGAUGUGCAUCAACUGCCCAGUUUUGUAUCUGACUCAGAAAGGACAGGUUGGCGGUUUUCACCUCAAGUCAUAUUUGUGAGGCACGGCUGCAACUCUGGUCACAGGGACCACAAAUAUGUUGUUCUCUAGUAUUACACCAAUAUGUAUUUGAAUGAUUUAAUUUUAGUAUUUGGAUAACUACUUCAAAUGUACCAUGUAAAUUAUAUAGAGAUAUACCAUGUUAUAUAUUUAUGGUCAGUCCUAUAGAGGAAUACCAUGUUAUAUAUUUAUGGUCAGUCCUAUAGAGAUAUAUAGGGAUGUUAACACAUUUUUGUGCACAAUUUGAAAUGUUUUUUUUUUCAGCUCAUGAAACAUGGGAGCCAACCCUUUACAUUUUAUAUUUUUGUUGAAUGUCCUGCCCUAUGAACACCUCUGGUUAUGUAUAUUUUUAAAAAAGUAUUGUGCUUUUACUGUUUGAAAUGGCUCUGUGACAAUCACUAUGCUCCAAUACAAAUAAACCCUGCCUAAAGUGAAGCACCAA